GAUGUUUUCUCAAAGCAUCCGGACUCCUGAGUAAUAGAAUCCGGGCCAGUUGCUAGGACAUGACUGCUGUCUGUGUGUGAUGGAGGGCUUCUACAAGCGCGGGCUCCUGCUGUCACUCCUGGUUGGAUGGAUUCAAGCAGGAGCUGGGCAGGUUUCACACUGCAACAGCUCUGUCCCUGGCUCCUUCCACGACAGUGGAGCAACCAUUAUAGAUGGGAACAGAUAUGUCUCCUUUAAGGAAUACAUUGGGAAAACUGUCCUGGUCCUCAAUGUAGCCACAUUCUGAGGACUGACGUACCAGUACAAAGAACUGAAUGCACUUCAUGAGGAUCUGAGUUCACUCGGCUUCACGAUCCUUGGAUUCCCGUCCAACCAGUUUGGUAAACAAGAACCAGGGGAAAACUAUGAGAUCUUGCCCUUGUUGAAGUAUAUCCGUCCCGGCAAUGGGUUUGUGCCAAACUUCCAGCUGUUCCAGAAAGGGGACGUGAAUGGUGAAAACGAGCAGCAGCUGUUCACGUACCUGAAGAAUGCCUGCCCCCCAGUGGGAGACAGUUUUGGAACCACUAACAGGUUGUUCUGGCAACCCCUCAAAAUCUCUGACAUCAAGUGGAAUUUUGAGAAGUUUCUCAUUGGACCCGAUGGCAAAGCUGUCCGACGUUGGUUCCCUCACGUUCCCCUGGCCACAAUCAAGGAGGAUAUCAUCCAGUACAUGAGCACUCUGUCCAUUCAACAACAACCCAUCUAAAAGAUGUUUGCAAAACUUUUUUUUUUUCCCCAUAUAAUUAUACGAUGGUUUGAAUUAGCUAAGUGAAGUUUGUCUAUGUUACUCCCUUCCAUGGCACCCCCCCCAUCUUACUAUCACUCCUUCACUUUCACUCUCCUCUCUUUCAUGCUCUGACUCCUGCUUCACUCCCUCUCCUCCAUCACGCUCCCUGCUCCUUUGCCCCCUUCCCCCUUUAUUCGCCCUUCAGUUCCUCUCACCUCAUUCCUUUACCCCUUCAUGCCCCUUGUUCCUUCCCUCUCUCUUUCUUUCCCUCCACCCCACUUCGCCACCUUCAGUCCUGCAACUUUCCCCCUUCUCUCCUCUUCACUCAGCUCCUCCCCCGUCACAUCUUCCCCUCCCUGCUCCCUCCCACUUACAUUACAAGAACAAUCAGAAACAGAAACUGUCAGGGGUUCUCAUCAGGCCUAUCAUUGAAGAGGGACGAGGAUCAGUGUUUCGUCUGGGGAUCUGGGUUAGGCCCCUGUUGCUUGUAGAAGAUUCCUACCUAAACGUUAAACCAAUUUCUUUCCCACUCACUUACCUAACUUGAACCAUCACGACAUACGCUGGAACUGUACAUACUAUAGUUAAUCGCUUUCACUGUCUGAGCGCUGAGAUAUCUCUUGUAGCGGAGGGUUAGGGGUGGAGAAGAUGGGAAGAGAACUGCUGAGUGAUGAUCAGAUCUAAAAGCAGGCACUCCCUGCCAGGUCUGGUCUGAAACUGUGUGAAGGCAGGCUCAGCCCUUUAAGUGCAUUCAGGCUGUCCCAUCACCUCACACAGAGCAUGUUGUCUCUACCUAUACAGCUGCUCCUGCCUGUCUGCCAGGGAUAUCAAGAAGUCAUUGAACACAUACACAACACACACACACACACACAACAAAUAAUAAACUAUCUUUCGCAAA
Molecule: messenger RNA, 1664 nt
Organism: Carcharodon carcharias (great white shark)
Lineage: Eukaryota; Metazoa; Chordata; Chondrichthyes; Lamniformes; Lamnidae
Gene: gpx3
Product: glutathione peroxidase 3
Exons: 5
Biological process (GO): response to oxidative stress
Molecular function (GO): glutathione peroxidase activity
Source: RefSeq, a predicted model, not a curated record